Candidula unifasciata is the source of this 1230-nucleotide messenger RNA. NCBI's taxonomy places the organism in Eukaryota, Metazoa, Mollusca, Gastropoda, Stylommatophora, Geomitridae. The record is from the annotation of a GenBank genome assembly.
AUGUUAUCAUGUAUGAACAACACAAUUUCCAACUGCCCUUCUAAAAGUGAAUCAGAAGAAGAAAUAAGAGAUGAAGAUUCUGUUCAGCAGGUGGCAGAUUCCAACAGCCCCAAACAAGCCUAUGUGCCAUGUAAAGUGUGUGGGGACAGAGCCUCAGGGUACCAUUACGGAGUGACUUCUUGUGAGGGCUGCAAGGGUUUCUUCAGACGCAGCAUUCAGAAGCAGAUUGAGUAUCGGUGCAUACGAGAUGGGAAGUGUAUGGUUAUACGGCUGAACAGAAAUCGGUGCCAGUACUGCAGGUUCAAGAAAUGCCUAGCCGUAGGCAUGUCCAGGGACUCUGUGAGGUACGGCAGAGUCCCUAAAAGGUCCAAAAGCCAGGAGGAUCAGAGUGUAACGUCCAGUGAUUCUAGUCUUGACCAGUCUGCCUUGGAGAGCAAGCAGCUGGCCAUCUAUGACAUCAUUCUCUGCAUUUCUCAAGCCCAUCAUGCUCAUUGUGCCAUCACAGAGGAUAAGGUCAAAAACAUUGUCCAACACCCAGCGACACUGAUGACCAAAAUCCAUAUACCUGCAGGUCAGUUACACUUCAGCAACGAAGAGCUUGAAAUGCAGAAACUCCUCAUGUGGCAGCAGCUGGCAUCAUUGAUCACCCCGUCCAUACACGGGGUGGUGGAGUUCUCCAAACGGGUGCCCAACUUUGCGGACCUCUCCCAGGAUGAUCAACUCAUUCUCAUCAAAACAGGCUUCUUUGAGGUGUGGCUCACUCGCAUGUCUCGGAUGAUCAACAAGGAGGAGAAUGUCAUUGUCUUUGAAGAUGGAAGCUCCAUAUCCAGGGAGGAGCUAGCUGUGGUUUAUUCGCCUGACUUUGUCAGCUCCAUGUUUGAAGUUGGCAGCGGCUUUAAUAUGCUUAAUUUGAACGACACAGAGAUAGGGCUCUUCACAGCCAUUGUGAUAGCAACUGCAGAUCGCCAAGGGUUGUCGGACUCUCAGUCGGUGGAACGCAUCCAGGAUCGUUUAGUGGAGGCACUGAAGCUGCAAGUCAGUCGCAAUCACUCCACAGAGGAGAAUCUCUUUGCAUCAGUCAUCAUGAAGCUGCCGGAACUUCGUACUUUGGGCUCCACACACAAUGAUCUUCUGCGCUGGUAUCGCCUGCAGUGGCAUCGUGGCAACUUGCCGCCGCUGUUUGCAGAAAUAUUUGAUAUUCCCAAAAAUCAGUCGGAUGCUUACAGCUAG